Molecule: messenger RNA, 1810 nt
Organism: Nicotiana tabacum (common tobacco)
Lineage: Eukaryota; Viridiplantae; Streptophyta; Magnoliopsida; Solanales; Solanaceae
Product: protein CLP1 homolog
Biological process (GO): tRNA splicing, via endonucleolytic cleavage and ligation; mRNA 3'-end processing
Cellular component (GO): nucleus; mRNA cleavage factor complex
Molecular function (GO): polynucleotide 5'-hydroxyl-kinase activity
Source: RefSeq, a predicted model, not a curated record
UUAAUGGUUGCACCGAGCUAAAAUACAAGCUCGAGCCGGCUCAGUACCUAAGCUCAGUGGUCAAAUUAGGCAACAAACCUUUGGAUUUCGGCCCGCCAAUUUCAAACGACGCAAUAUAUAUAGCUGUAGCCGUUUUCUCUUUUGGGCCUAGCGGUGAGCUAAAACUUCACUCUUCGUCGGCGGCGAACUUGCUUCUCUCCGUCUCCCUUUUCUCCGGCGAAAUCUAUUCCUAGAUAGUUGGAGCCAACAAUAGAAGCAGCUCUCAUAUGGCUUAUGGAGGCACAAAUGUCAAUCCAUUGGCAGCAACAGGUGUUUCAACAUCUGUGAGACAGGUGAAGCUGGAUAAAGAAUGUGAGCUCCGAAUUGAAACCAGCCUUGACUCGCCCCUCCGUCUCCGACUCCUCACUGGAACAGCUGAGAUUUUUGGGACUGAAAUCCCUCCUGAGAUCUGGCUUACCAUCCCUCCAAGACUCAAAUUUGCUGUUUUUACUUGGUAUGGAGCGACAAUCGAGAUGGAUGGUCCCACUGAAACUGAUUAUACAGCAGAUGAGACGCCGAUGAUAAGUUAUAUAAAUGUUCAUGCUGUACUUGAUGGACGAAGAAAUCGUGCCAAAGCUUCACCUAGUGAUUCUGACACUUCUCAGGGCCCGAGGGUAGUCGUUGUGGGACCUACAGAUUCUGGCAAGAGUACUUUAUCAAGGAUGCUUCUUAGUUGGGCAGCAAAACAGGGAUGGAAACCUACUUUUGUGGAUUUGGACAUUGGUCAAGGAUCGAUAACUAUUCCAGGAUGUGUUGCUGCUACGCCAAUUGAGUUGCCUAUUGAUCCAGUUGAAGGAAUUCCACUUGAAAUGCCUAUGGUCUACUUCUUUGGUCAUGUGACUCCUAGUGCCAACAUAGAUCACUACAAGGUACUCGUCAAGGAGCUAGCUCAGACUCUGGAGAGGCAAUUUUCUGGCAAUGCUGAAUCUCGAGCUUCAGGCAUGGUAAUAAAUACAAUGGGAUGGAUAGAGGGAGUUGGUUAUGAGUUGCUACUCCAUGCGAUUGAUACAUUCAAUGCCACAGUUAUUCUUGUCUUGGGUCAGGAAAAACUUUGUAGCAUGCUAAAAGAUGUAUUGAAGAAUCGGCCUAAUGUGGAUGUGGUGAAACUUCAAAAGUCUGGUGGUGUUGUAUCAAGGAAUGCAAAAGUACGCCAGAAAGCAAGGGGCUACAGAAUAAGGGAGUACUUUUAUGGCCCUUCAAAUGACCUCUCACCACAUUCUAAUGUAGUAAACUUCGGUGACUUGUUCAUCUACCGAAUUGGGGGUGGACCACAGGCUCCACGCUCAGCUUUACCUAUUGGUGCAGAGCCUGCUGCAGAUCCUACAAGAUUGGUUCCUGUUAGUAUCAACCGGGACUUGCUUCAUUUGGUUCUUGCCGUCUCGUAUGCCGAUGAACCAGAUCAAAUAAUUUCCAGUAAUGUUGCCGGAUUCAUCUAUGUCACAGACGUUGACAUGCAUAGGAAAAAGAUAACAUAUCUUGCACCAUGUGCUGGGGAACUUCCGAGCAAAUACCUAAUCGUGGGAACCUUAACAUGGAUUGAAAACUGAAUUAUACAAAUGCAGUAGCCAGUGGUUUUUUUCGGCCUCUGAAUUAUACUAAGCUUUUGGUAAUGUAGAAAUGCAAUAGGCUUUUCUGUGAUGACUGUAUAAUACUACGACUGUACCAUAGGUGUGAGGCUUUAUGGCGAAAAUUCGAAUGUACAAAUAACACUAGCCCCUUCAAUCUUUUUUAUCGGCAAAUGAUAAGUUAAAUGGUCUUUUUGCUUCACUGA